Molecule: messenger RNA, 2466 nt
Organism: Aureobasidium namibiae CBS 147.97
Lineage: Eukaryota; Fungi; Ascomycota; Dothideomycetes; Dothideales; Saccotheciaceae
Product: Six-hairpin glycosidase
Exons: 4
Coding region: 1-2466 (821 amino acids)
Biological process (GO): carbohydrate metabolic process
Source: RefSeq, a predicted model, not a curated record
AUGGCAGGCCUUGGCUAUUCCGUUGUCGAGAGCAGCCUGAAUGAAUUUUACCCUUCUUCAAUUGCUCUUGGAAACAGUACAAACCAGAACACACACGCUUUUACGACUUUCACGCUAGACAAAAACACUCCAGUGGCAACAUUGGACUAUGGAUACGAGGUCGCUGGUUAUCCGUUCUUCCAAGUUUCAAGCUUCAAAGGAAAGGUUCAGCUUGAAUCAAGAUACACCGAAGAUCUUGGGGACAUAGAUUUGCCCUUCUCUGACGGUCCCUUCUCCUUCGGCCAAGGUCUCACGAACAGCUAUAGAGUAGAGACAUUUGAGGUCACAUCAGCAUGUCAACUAAAGUCCUACCUAGCUCAAGGCGGUCAACGCUGGCAGACCAUCCGCUUGCUCACCUCAGGUUCGGUGACCUUUACCAAGGUCGGAUUCAAGGCAACUGUCGACAAGCUAGAUUACAACAGCCUACCUGGGCAAUUUACAUCAUCGAAUCCUCUGUACAACGAGAUCUGGAAACUCGGCGCCCGUGCCUCUGGCGCUUCGUGCUUUGCAGCAGGCGCGUACAAGGCCAUAUGGGAGACGUCUUCCGACAAUGGCGUGUUCAUCAGAGGAUCCCGCGCUGGUCUUACCACAAAAGCGGAUACCUUCGAGAAUUAUAAUCUCACGUUUUCAGCUAAGAUCCAGCGCGGUGGUAUUGGUUGGACAAUGGCCUACCCUGUAAGCACGAGAUGGGGCGGCCUUCAACUGAAUCUGGCUGGCAACUAUCCUGAGUCCACCACUUUUGCGAACGUCAAUAGAACGCUGCUUCCGCCUAACACAGUUUCUCUGGCUUAUGGCUUCAAUCUGGUGAAUCAGACCACGCUUACCUCCUACUAUCUCGACAACUUCAAGGUCCCUUUCCAAGUCAAAGAAGGCCAGUGGUACUCCAUCUCUGCAGCAAUGUAUGAUGGAAACUAUCUUGCUGUAUCAGUCAACGGAAAGAAAGUCUUCAACGUCACUCUUGACAACUACUACACGGGAACUCCUCCAGCUAGUACCAAGGGCUCUUUUGGCUUCGGCGGAUGGCAAGACCAAGCUGGAUACGUCAAAGAUGUCAAGGUCAUCUCGAGCAAUGGCACUACCGUCUACACCAACUCCAUGACUAACGCCUCAGCGGUCUUGCCCGAAUUUGGCGUCCAGUCAAACACAGCCGACAUCUGUAUGGAUGGUGCGAAGCGUGACAGAUUGGUUUGGCUCGGAGACUUUUACCACACGGCUCCUAUCAUUGGUACCUCAACCAACCGCAAGGACUAUUCUGCUGGUACUCUUCAGACGUUCUUGGACUGGCAAUUGCCAUCCGGACAGCUCCCCCUCAACACGCCGAUCGGUUACCCGGGAUCUGCAACCUUCACCUUUGCUGAAUACUCAGAAGCUUUGGGCUACUAUUACGCUCUCGAGGAUUACCAUAUUCUCGGUCUGCUUGCUUUCAGUUCUCACAUGCGCUAUAAUAACGAUAUCGCUUUUGCUACGAAGAACUGGGCGCAGUGGAAACUUGCUGUCCAGUAUCUUAUUGGCAAGAUUGACAAGUCUACAGGACUUGUGACGAUCAGUUUCGCCUUCUUCGGCGAUGGUGCAGGUCUCGCAGUCAACUCUGCUUCAGUACAAGCCUUCAAGGAACUAGCUGUCGUUGCCACCGCUCUUGGAGACACAAGUUCAGCCCAAGCUUGGUCUGCAGUGGCCGCGACUCUGAGUGCGACCAUUCAGUCCAAGUUCUGGCAGCCCAGUCUAGGUCACUUCAGCGACAACCCGCAGAAUGUGACCAAGCUCUCGGUUCAAGGCUUGUCGUUUGUCAUUACAUCUGGCAUUGCAUCAGCUUCUCAAGCCAGGUCCUGCUUGGAUGCGUUGACUGCUUUGAAGCUCUCGCCUGGCUACAAAGACUUGACUACGACGUCAUCAGAGGGAAUCGUCGACAUCUCGCCCAACACGAACGGAUUCCUGCUCUCGGCGCUCUUGCAGUCUAACCGCACGGCCGAAGCGAAAUACCUCUUCGACAAUCUGUGGGCAGCUAUGAUCAACAAUGAUACGACACACAGUGGUGCAUCUUGGGAAUAUGUCAACACAAAUCUGCAGCCUGCACUUUCUCGCUACACCAGUUUGUCGCAUCCUUGGGGUGGAGCUCCGACCUAUAUUUUCACUGAGCACGUCGCCGGGAUUCGGCCAGUGACAUUUGGACACCAGACCUGGGUUAUAUCGCCAGCGUACACAGGCUUUGAUCUCCAAUCUGCCAGUGCCCAGGUUACAACGCCAUACGGCGUGCUCAGUGUGAAAUGGAGCGUAGGAAACGGCAAGAUCAACGCAGUUGUGAAUGCACCAGCCGGCACUUCUGGCACGUUUGUCAUCAACAGAGCUUUGGCAAACUCGACCAAGCCUAAUACGGUUGUGCAGAUCAAGGGCGGUAUGUCGCCAAAAGUCCUGUGUCUGGACUUGUAG